Messenger RNA from Phragmites australis (common reed), 1459 nucleotides. RefSeq lists its product as uncharacterized. Lineage: Eukaryota; Viridiplantae; Streptophyta; Magnoliopsida; Poales; Poaceae. The coding region runs from base 118 to 1338 and encodes 406 amino acids. The record is from RefSeq and is a predicted model, not a curated record. The transcript has 2 exons.
CAGCAAUUUUAUAGAUUGACCGACUCUAAGCAAAAGUCUUUCCUUUUGUUUCUCCUUUUCCUCCUCCACUUCUCACUGGAGCUUCCCCGCGCUCGAUCGUCCAGAAAAUUGAACGCCAUGGCAGCAAACUCUUCUCCUUCACAGGGAAAGAGUACAAUGGAUGACCCGGAGAUGAAUGCUCCUCCCAAGAAUGAAACAGAGGAACAGCAAACAAAGAAGAUGCUGAAACGUGUCAUGGCACUAGCUCAAGCUUUCAUUGCCAUUGCCACUAGCAUCCUCACCGCAGCAUUCUCAGUGGGCAAAAAUGUUAAGCUUUACCGGCACGUCCUGGUGGCCGGCGGUUGCUUCCUGGUCAUUGCAUAUCUAUCUGCCCUCCUGCUGGUCUACUUGAAUUUGUUCUUGUCAGGAUGCAGGAAGCUGCACAUGUGGCACCUCCGGUUCAUCCAGCUCUUGUGCGUCACAAGCGGCGCGGCGUUGAUUGCUACGAACUCCCUGCUCCUGGUCCUCAUCAGCGAAGGGAAUGGGUUGCUCUCGCUUAACCUGCUCCCCAUUCAGAUUAUCGUCGUCAUGCUCGCGUACCACGCGACGCCCAUGCGCGAUGAGGCGUUCGAAGCGGGGAUCAAGAGCGGCCGCAAGGUCGCCCUCUUCGCCACGGCGACUGCCUUUGCCGUGCAGACCACGCUCGUGUUCGGCUACCUCAACAACUCCAGCUUCCGGCACCUGGGCCACCGGUUCGACAUCUCGGUGUCCUUCCUGGCGUCAGCGCUGAGCGUGUUCUUGGUCGUGGCCACCUCCAUGCCACUCGGGUACAGGACCGAGGCUGCGAGGGACAAGGUGCUGUCCAUCGUGAGGUACCUAAAGGACGCCGUCAUCGCCGUGCUCGCGGUCACCGCGGUGACUUUUGGCCAGGAGUUCCUCGGUGGCGACGCCGUGCUCGCGCUCUUCCCGGAGAUCGCCGUCGCUGUCAUAUAUUACGCCGCGACCCUGUUCGCCGACGAGGCUGCCGCGCAGGACCCGCGUGGCGUCGUGGAGCACAAGAUGGAGAUGCUGCCGACCGCCGUCGUGGCGACGUUCGGCUUCGGCAUGCUGGGCGCGGCGUACGCGGCGUUGCUCGGCACGCCGGAGUACGACUUGUACACGAAGGCCCUCGUGUUCACCUUGCUCGCCGCCGUCGUCUCCAGCCUGGGGCGAGUGGCGGGGCCGCUCUGCAGCUCCCGGCGUGACAAGAACACGGCGGCGUGGGUGGUGUUCCUGAGCAACAUCCUCCCCAUCGUGGAGAUGCUGGUUGCCGUCCCGCCCGCCGCAAAGGUCGUCAUUAAUUCCGUCCUCGUGUCAUAGCACUGUCAAAUGACGCACACAGAUGAAUGUUGUUGUAUUCUAACAAAAAAAACCCGAAUGCUGUUGUAUUCUAAAACAAACGAAUGUUGUUGCCGUUAGAAUUUUCUGAACAGUGACUGGA